UUUUGGAUCUUCACACGGCUCCUGAAAUCGACGUGAUUUCUCCUGACAGGCUGUUGAGAAGUUCCCCGUUUCCCAAAGGCCCUGCGGAGACGUGUCCACCUUCAGACGGAGUAGAGCAUGAGGAGAUGAAUGGAGUGAAAGUGGAAGCAGAAGAAAGAGGAGAGGACUGUCAGCAGCUUCCUGCUCAAGGAGACACUGAGACACCAGAAGAACCUGCGCCCAAACAGAGCAGCCGUCAGCCUCGACGCCGUCACAGCUGUUCAAUAUGCGGCAGGGAGUUCUCUCGUCCGUCUCGGUUGGCGGACCACAUGGCCGCGCACGCUGGCGACAAACCGCACAGCUGCUCCAUUUGUGGGAAGCGCUUCACCAAGAAGAUCAACGUGGUGGUGCACCAGCGGGUUCACACCGGUGAGAAGCCGUACACCUGCCCGGACUGCGGGGUCAGCUACGCCCAGCUGGGCUGCCUGCGGAGGCACCGGCUCGGACACGCCGCAGAGAAACCCCACCACUGCCCGGUGUGCGGCCGUGGCUUCAUUCAGCGGCGGCAUCUCGUACAACAUGAACGGACGCACACUGGAGAGAGGCCGUUCUGCUGCCCACUGUGCCCCAAACGCUUCGCCUCCAGGACGGGCCUCAGCGAUCAUCAGAGGAGCCACACACAGGGGAGCCUCUACUCCUGCUCAGUGUGUCAGAAGGUUUUCUCCACGCCGUCAUCCUUCAGGGACCACGUGAGGCUCCACACUGGGCAGAAGCCUCAUCCCUGCUCGCUGUGCUCCAAGAGCUUCAACCGGCCGGGCCUGCUGAAGAAACACUUGCUGAAACAUGCGGAGGAGGAGGAUGAUGUGGUCAGAGUUGUAGGAGCAGAUGGAGAGGAGACAACGCUUUACCGCUGCUUCCUGUGCCACAAAGAUUUCUCCACCCCCGAGAAGCUGCAGUACCACAAGGUGCUCCACCAGAGGGCGCGGCAGUUUGUGUGUGACAUCUGCGGCCGAAGCUUCUCCAGAGGGUCCCGGCUGAGGGAGCAUGUCCGCUCUCACACUGGAGAGAGGCCGUACCAGUGUGACAUCUGCAAGAAACGCUUCUCCAUGCAGAGAGUGUUCAGGAAGCACCAGGAGAUCCACACCAGGGCCGCCAUGCCUGAGAGCAGCUCCACUCUGUUGGAGGCAGAUGACAAGAAUACUGACGGUGGCGAGGCGGCGGUGCAUUCAGUGCCAGUUCCUGUAAAGAAGCCCCACAGCUGCUCGGUCUGUGGGAAGAGCUACUCGAGGCCCUCCAGACUCAGAGAGCAUUUAAAGAUCCACGCGACGGAGAAGCUGCACCACUGCUCGAUGUGCACCAAGACCUUCACCACCACGACCAACCUGAGGGCUCACGAGAAGACCCACAUGGCCCACAAACCUCACUGCUGCAGCAUCUGCCCCAAGAGCUUCCUGAGGCCCUGCCUGCUCCGCAAACACAUGAGGAUCCACAUCAAGGACGGACUCAUCGCCACCCCCGCUGACAAGGAGUUCUGGCUCAACAUGAAGACUGAAGAAGAGGAGGAGGAAGAGGGAGAGGAGGGGAGAGAUGAUGGAGGGAUGAAGGAGGAGGAUUUGAAGGAACUUUCUCCCACUGCUGAGACCCUCAUCACUGAGUCCAGACCUCCACCUGUGAACCACGGUGACGAGGAGAUCUCACCGUUAAAGAGGGACAUUAAAGAAGAAGGCGUGGAGGGAGACGUCAGUGGUUUAAUCAACUCUGAUGGAGAGGAAGAGGACUGGAAACCGGCGCUGAUCGAACAAGAUGGCCGUUCAGAGAUUGAGGCUGACAGCAGCAGCGGGAAAAAGAAGCACUGCUGUCCUGUUUGUGGUCGAGAUUGUUUCAAGGCAUCGGCGCUACAGAAACACCUGAGGAUCCACUCAGGCGAGCGUCCGUUUCAGUGCCCCACCUGCAGAAAGAGCUUCACCCAGCACGUGCACAUGACGGAGCACCAGAGGAUCCACACCGGGGAGAAACCCUACACCUGCACCGACUGCAACAAGAGCUUCACCUUCUCCAGCGCCCUGCGCCGACACCAGCGCCUGCACACAGACGCCCGGCCGUACCAGUGCUCCGUCUGCCAGAAGACCUUCAAACAGCAGAGCUCGCUGAAAAGCCACCAGAUGACGCACUCAGGGGUCCGCUACCAGUGUCCGCUCUGCAGCAAGAGCUUCAGCCGCGCCCUGGAGCUCACCUACCACGUGGACGUGCACUCCGACACUCGGCCGUACUUCUGCAACAUCUGCAAGAAGAACCUGAGCGGAGCCAGGAUCUUCCGCAACCACAUGAAGAAACACGAGUCACCAAACCUGCCGCUGCUGAAAGCAGAACCGACAGAGACAGAGAUCUCAGAGGUUUGAUGGCGCAGAGGAAAACCAUCUGUCUCUGUAAAGACCUUUGACUUUUCAGCAGCCAAUCAUGUGUGGAUGAUAAGUUGGUUGGUAAAGUUCACACUACAGGACUUCCAAAGUCGUCAGAUGACUGUACUGCUCACACAACACAACUUGCUCUCUUGUAAGUCGUCGUGAUUUUCACACUAUGUAACUGAAACAGGAAAUUGCACAGUACAAGACCUGUUACCAGGAGGAAUCCCCGAUGAUGUCAUGUGAUGCACAGGUUGGGCAGGUGCUUACAAACAUCACAGGCUGUUAAUAACUUAAGCUGCGUUUUCGCCAAAAACAUUCGGAAUAGUACCGUUAGAGUCGUAAGUAACCCGCACGGACAUGAACCUAGACUGUAAAUCUGUUUAGUGUAAAUGUAGGCGGAGUUGUGUUACUCAGCUCUCGGUGAUGCAGAAGAACGUCCACACCUUGUUUAUCGUCCACAGAACAGGGUUACAUGUUGACGUUUUCGGAACACAAAACAACAGGCUGCAGUGAGAGUCUCUCAAAAAAAGCAGCUUCAUGCACCGAGUCCAUGUCAAGCAAGAGCAGGAGUGUAGUAGUGCCGCAGCACGCUGGGACGACGCUCUGCUGCUCUGUUUUUUUUUUCUCCAAGUCUGAAAACAGAAUAUUUGCAGUUCACAUGAUCCUGUAGCAAUUUAUAUACAUUUUUAAAGGCCUGAAGAUCCAGUCAUUACUAAAGCGAAUGUGGUCCAAGAGAGAAUAAAAACAAAUGUAAUGAUCAAAGUUGUCAUAUUGACAUUUAAUGUGUGCUGAUAGAUUUACGCCGUCAACUCUUGCAUUGAGUAAAGGCCAAAACACACCAGCAGUGAAUGCAGCGUGUCAUAAAAUACUCCUCCUGUGCUGCCCUGCUGCAUUUCACGCCACUGUCCUAUUUCCAGCCUCGCCACACCUGGAAUUAAACUCAUUUCCCCCACUCGCUCUCUGCCUGUACAGACCAGCUCCUGUGGCAGCUCGACUCCUCCCCUCAACAUGUAUAAAGAGAACUCUGUAGCUGUUACUGUGUCUCGUGUGACAAAGAAUGGAUGAGGAGAGACUUGUGGUUGAGGUUAAGAAAUAUCUCGAGCUAAAUGACCCACAGUCCUGUCAUUAUAAAGACAAUGGCCAAAAAGAUACUUCCUGUUGAGUCACAGCUCUGGAGAUCAGCUCUUCAGGUGAGAAGUCAAGUUUAAUUAGCCACUGCCCCACUUGAUUUUAAGCUAACACAGAGGUAGAAGAGAUACAGAUCUUUCAGUUACACCAGUUGACGCGUUCAGUGUGUGCUGGAUACGGCACUUGACGCGUGUCACAUGAUGCACUGCGGCGGCGCCGGUGUGUUUUCAGCUUAACAUACAAGAAAACAUUCCACCUUAAAAGUUGCCAAAGCUGCCGACAGUAGCCUUUGAGCAGUACAGUGAAUCCUCAACGAGUGAAGAUGAAGAAGCAGCAACACAUAAUUUUAUUUUAUACUUAUAGUUUAGUAAUGUGUGUGAAUUUGCCACCGUAGGAAUAAUGAUUACCAGACCAGUCAGAACUGACCUCUGAGCAGAGUGACGGCUCUCUGUUGACCAAUCAACGGACUGCAGUGGUGUCGGCUCCACCUUUUAGUAUCGACAGUUCUGUUUGUACCAUCUGUAACCGUUCAUAAUGGAAAUGCAAAAAUAACCAGCUAAUGUGUGGAUGUGUACUGGACUGUACUGCUCAGUGGAAACAAGGCGUUACAGAAACAUCAUUCUCCUCUUUGUCACUUUCUUUUUCUCCCUCUCAAACACACAUUCACACAGCUGAGAGCACCACUGGCCUCUGUCCUCUGGCCUCUGUCCUCAAACCCUGUCCUGGCUCUCAUUGGCUGUAGCUCGCUGGCAGGUCCCUGACAGGUCCAGAUAUUUAACCUGCUAGAUAUCCAGGGAGCGUCUGCGGUGCAUUGGUGACCUCGGCUCAUGACUUUGAACAGUUCACACAAUUUGCCUCUGAUCCGGAGCUUCUGACGGGAGCUCCAAAAACUGUCUGCAAGUGGAAAAGUGGGGCUGACGUGGUGUGAACGAGGCCUAACCCAGGGGUCGGCAACCUUCACUAUCUGAAGAGCUAUUAUUGGCCAACAAAGAAAAAAAAAUCUGUCCGAAGCUGCAGAACAUAUUUGAGCCUCGUGAUAAAGUUAACACAGACUUUUGUUUACCAACAGAUGCAAAUGAACAAUCAUUCAUAUGUUUUAGCACAACGUGGCUGUUAAUACUUAACUUUGCAGUCCUGCCAAUGAAAGCAAACAAAUUUGUCAAAACAUGAUUAAAUUCUCUGAGACUUUUCCCUUUUUGAUUUCACAGCUAUGAAGACUCAAGACUACUGCAGCCAUCACCAGUGAUGUUUUUACAGAAAAAGGUGCCAGGCCAGACAGAAUGUUAAAGCAUUUUUUUAAAUCAGUGUAUAGGCUACACAUUCUUACAGUUGAAGAAUGGAAGAAUCGCUUCAAGCUGUUGUUUAAAAGCGAACGGUUAUUUAUUUCCAUAUAAUUUACCAUCAGAGCCACAGGGGGCCUCUGGAGAGGGGCUGAAGAGCCACAUGUGGCUCUGGGGCCACAGGUUGCCGACCCCUGUCCUAUGGAUGCGUGUCUGCUGCUGUGUUUUUAUUUAUUUUUUUACAGCAGUAACAGUACCUUGAUGCGCUGCAUUGUCGCUGUCAUGGAUGUUUGAGGUGACCAUGAUUCAGUGAUGUAACAUUAGCAAAGGUAUUCGUCUUGGCCUUCAUAAAUUAAAGGCACUGCAGUUUGUAAAGUUAUCACGGGUUUAAACAAGUAAGUCUCAUGCACUCUUUGCACGUGAUUUUUUUCCCUAAAUCUGAAUUACUUCUGAACAGGAUGAUGAUGGUUGAUGUGCGGUUGAUUGUUGUUUCGCCCGUCUGCGGCUGCAACGUUCAAGAAAGUUUCUAACAUGCUGCUGCUGCAGGGUGCACGCGUAGCGGCAUGACCGCACCUCAAAAGUGACGGCUGGCUGUUAGUUUAGGAAGAUUUGAUAUGCAGCAGAGUUUUCUAUGAGCAGAGCACACAUUUAAAAUGUCAAUAUCACACUUGAUCAUUUUUAUUUCACUGUCGAGCCCAAAUCAUGAUCCUGACUGAUAUUUCAUUUUCUUGUGCGGCCCUGUGACCAGUUAGUGAAAUCAAAGUCCUGUGUUACAAACAGAGUGGGUAUGUUUAUCGUGUGGCCGUCCACAGUGAUACAAAUUGAUUUGAAGAAACGUGUCAAUCAUAACUUUAUUUCCUGAAUAACAAUAAGUAACUGCAGGUAGAGUUCGUGUCCGUUUCUAUCAAAUCAUUUGGUACAACCAGGACAGGUGGAUUUUUGAAGUGUGGACAGAGCCAGGCGCUGUUUCCUUCUGUUUCAGGUCUUUAUGUUAAGCUAGGCUAACUGACGUCCCUCUGAACAUCUCACUCUCAGAAUGAUAGAAAACGAGACAAUGGACCAAACUGCUGAACUGUUCGUUUAGAUUCAGCUCCGACUAAUUUCCUGUUUAUUCAGUUUUUCUCAUUUCUCAUUUAAAAAAACUCAAGUUUUGUUUUGGUGCUAAAAUAAAAAUGCUGUGAAUGAAGUUCAGUCUUUCAGUCAGUGAGCGUUCACUUCUUCACUGACAUCACUGGUUGUGCCACGGGUCAGCAGCCUGCAGCCACAUGUGGCUCUUUAUCCCUUCUACACUGGCUCCUGUGGGUUUGUCAAAAAGGAAAUAAGUUAUUUUUUAACAUUUUUAUUUUCACGCAUCAUUGUUCUAGGCCUGAAGUGAUUUCACACUCUCCGAUUGUAAAAAUGUGCAGCCUGUACACUGAUGGCUAACGAUGGAUUCCAAAUCCAACAAAGUACAACACAGAUUUGUUUGUUUUCAGAGUUAAAGUAGCGCAUCAUCAUGAACAGCUCGCUGCAGAGGAGCGACCUCGUGGUAAAACAUAUGAAUGAAUGCUCGUUUGGAGCCAGUAGUGAUGUUGGUAGGCUUGUUUAGAUUCCUUUGUUCCUUCAGUUUUGUGGCUCCAGACUGAUUUUUGGCUCUUCUAAUAGUAAAGGUUGCCGACCCCUGAGUGAACACACAGACAGUUUGUGCUGAGCGACGAGGCCGUUCUGCUGCUACAGAGUGUCAGCGUGUCAUUACGGUCCUGCAGGUGGAACCAAAGGCAGUGAACGCAUCACUUAUUUAUUUAUAGUAGAAAAUCACUGAGACUCUGCUGUCGUCAUGUUUCUCAAGAUCACUGACUGUUCAAUAAAGUGACUGAGACACUAAACGUUCUGUCAUCCACUCUUUAACCCUUUAAAAUCCUGGAGAGGCGUCACUGUUCCUGUGCUGCUGUCA
Messenger RNA from Epinephelus fuscoguttatus (brown-marbled grouper), 6725 nucleotides. Its product is annotated as zinc finger protein 497-like. The transcript is spliced from 9 exons. The record is from RefSeq and is a predicted model, not a curated record. Gene Ontology annotation, cellular component: nucleus. NCBI's taxonomy places the organism in Eukaryota, Metazoa, Chordata, Actinopteri, Perciformes, Serranidae. Bases 126 to 2378 code for a protein of 750 amino acids.